Molecule: messenger RNA, 1200 nt
Organism: Nasonia vitripennis (jewel wasp)
Lineage: Eukaryota; Metazoa; Arthropoda; Insecta; Hymenoptera; Pteromalidae
Product: neurogenic locus Notch protein-like
Exons: 2
Coding region: 587-1063 (158 amino acids)
Biological process (GO): Notch signaling pathway; cell differentiation; multicellular organism development
Cellular component (GO): membrane
Source: RefSeq, a predicted model, not a curated record
UUUUUUUUUUUUUUAUAUAGCUGUCUUAUAGUUUCGCUAUCGGACAAGAGCUGCAGAUAGAGAGCUGGGAGACGUGAGAUGAGAUAUGGGAGUUGCCGAGGGCUGCAAAAAUAUGUCCGGAAUACCACAAUACCAUGGAUUCUGCUGCUCUGAUUCAUAUAGUAGGACAGGAGGAGUGGAUUGAAGCCUUCAACUCACGACUCCAAUUCGAUUAACGACAGCGGAAAAUUUUCUUUUUUAAUUUUUAGUCGUUUGUUUUUUUUUAAUGUUUUUGCAUGGGUUGUUCCUGAAUUACUGCUGACGCCUAUUAAGGAAUUUGCUGAUAAAUACUUUAUGAAAAUUGAUUUGUUUUUCGCUACAUUGCGCGUCGAGAGACCAGUGUAUUAAAUGAAAUUCUCUGUUUCAGCUAACAAACUGCGCAGUUUGUACAUCGAGGCGGCCAUCUGAGCUUCUACGAAGGCGGCCUCCUCUAUCCCAACCCGAUAACUUGGCUAGAUCGCACUCACGUCUUUUUCGUCGGGACGGUCUCGACUGUGAACGCGAGCCACCAUCUCUCGCUGUGGGCGUCAUCUUCGUGGUGAUACGCAUGGACAUGCAAACCUUGUACCCGAUCGUCGUCGGCUUCUUGCGAGACAUGGAUCACGAACUGCGCACCACUCUCAGAAUCAAACAGGACGAGCUCGGCCAGGACAUGAUCUUCCCUUGGAAAAGGGAUAGGGAGCCUCCUAUCCAAAUCAACUUCUUCGGCAGCCCUACCAGCAUCUACACGGACAAACAGACCGGUAUCGUCGCCUACUUGGAGAUCGACAACCGCAAGUGUACGAUGACUCAGGGCUCGGUUUGUUUCCCUACAGUCAACGAAGCCGCUGAGUAUCUGGUCACCACUGUGUCGAAACACUCCUUGUCGAGAAACUUCCCCAUCAAGAAGGUCGAGAGCGUUGUCGAGCCCAAUCUCGACUACCCUGACUCUAACUACAAAUACGUGUUCAUCGGUGCGGUGCUCGUCGUUUGUUCAAACACCACACCACAAAAAAGAACUUUCGACGAACCAAAGUUGAAAUAAAUUAUUAUUAUGUAUUCUGAAUUUCAGAUAUACUGUCAUAAAUUUAACCAGACACCUGGACGUUUGAUCUACUUAAAUCAAGAAACGUUGAUCAAGAAUUCACGUACGUUGUCAAUUGUUAGAGCGUUGGCAAAAAG